Dichomitus squalens LYAD-421 SS1 is the source of this 7059-nucleotide messenger RNA. Its product is annotated as atypical/PIKK/FRAP protein kinase. The coding region runs from base 1 to 7059 and encodes 2352 amino acids. Gene Ontology annotation, biological process: negative regulation of macroautophagy; TOR signaling; protein phosphorylation. The record is from RefSeq and is a predicted model, not a curated record. The transcript has 26 exons. Gene Ontology annotation, cellular component: nucleus; TORC2 complex; TORC1 complex. Gene Ontology annotation, molecular function: protein-containing complex binding; protein serine/threonine kinase activity; protein binding. NCBI's taxonomy places the organism in Eukaryota, Fungi, Basidiomycota, Agaricomycetes, Polyporales, Polyporaceae.
AUGGCGUCUGCGGCGCCCUCGACACAAAAUGAUUUCCUCGAGGAUAUCUUCCAAGGCCUGAGGAGCAAAAGCCCUGAAGUCCGCGCACAGUCUGCUCUGGACUUGCAGCGCUAUAUCUCUAGCACGAUUCCAGAGCUCUCAUCUGACGCAGCCGCAAAGCUUUGGGAGGAAACGAUCAACAAGAUUUCUCAUCUCGUCCAUAGUCAGACGCUGAAUGAGAAGUUGGGAGGCAUCUUGGCCAUAGAUCAUUUACUACGUGUUGAGGCCGAGAUUGAAUCCAAGAGUAACCUCUUCCGACUCUACAACUAUGUCAAGGCUCUCCUGCCUGACAGCGACACCAACGUCAUGCUCGCUGCGUCGAAGACGCUUGGGCACAUUGCAGCAAUCAGUGGCCCCGCAUUCGGUGGCGACUACUUCAUGGAUUUUGAGGUGCAGGCCGCUGUCGCAUUGCUCCAGUCAGACAAGCAAGAGUACGCAAGGCACGCCGGGGUGCUCAUCUUGAAGGAGCUCGCUCGCAACAGCCCGGCCUAUUUCCAUCCACACAUUGGCCUUGUCUUCGACAAGCUUCUUGUGGCCCUCCGAGACCACCGAAACGUUGUGCGAGAGAGCGCAGCAGAACUUCUGGCAGCGUGCUUGGAGAUCAUCUCUCAGCGAGAGCGGGGGGCGAGGAGUCCGUUCUUGCUCAAGAUCUUGCAAGACGCGCAGAUGGGGUUGAAGAUGUCGCAAGUCGAGGCUAUUCACGGAUCUCUCAUGACAUAUCGCGAGUUACUGCUACACGGCGGCAUGUUCAUGAAGGAGAACUUUCUCGAUGCCGCGGAACAAAUACUGUCAUUCAAGACUCACAAGGAAUUGACAAUCCGCAAGAUGGUCAUCACGCUAAUACCUACCCUCGCGGUUUACGACACUCAAACGUUCUCGGAGCACUUCUUGCACAAGGCCAUGGCGCACCUCCUCACCCAGCUGGAUAAGAAAGACGAGCGCGUAGUGGCUUUUAUUGCCAUCGGACACGUCGCGACAGCCGUGGGCAGCGAUAUGAAGCCUUUCCUGGAGUCGAUCAUGAUGCACGUGAAAAUAGGCUUGCAGUCAAGAGGAAAAAAGAACUCGCUGUCAGAGGAGCCCAUCUUCCAAUGCGUUGGCAUGCUUGCGCAAGCUGUCGGCCCUAAUUUGACGAAGCUCCUUCAUGACCAACUGGAUCUCAUGUUCGGGUGCGGUCUUAGCGAGCCGCUACGCCAAGCUUUGGUCGCUAUUGCCACCCACAUCCCACCUCUAUUGAAGACCAUUCAGGACCGAUUACUUGAUCUUCUGUCAAUGGUCCUUUGUGGACAGUCCUACCGACCGCUAGGUGCCCCGCCGUCAUUACUCCGAGGCGAUUCUGGGACUGCGAACACGGAGUCCAUACCAAUUGAUGUCGCCAAUAGCACGAAGAGUCCUGAGCUGAUCACGCUGGCCCUGACGACUCUGCACACAUUCGACUUUAGUGGCCACGUACUGAACGAAUUUGUCCACGAUUGUGCACUACCAUACUUGGACCAGGACCAUCCCGAGGUCAGGCGGGCUGCAGCGCUGACGUGCUGUCGCCUAUUUGUGCGGGACCCGAUUUGCUACCAGGCUAGCAACCACUCUAUCGAGAUAAUUAGCGACGUUAUCGACAAGCUUCUGACCGUCGCGAUUGCCGAUCCUGACGCCAGCAUCCGACAAACGGUCCUUUCUUCCCUGCACGAACGCUUCGACAAGCAUCUCGCCCAGGCAGAGAAUGUGCGGUCGCUGUUCAUCGCCGUCAAUGACGAAGUGUUCGAGAAUCGUGUCACCGCCGUCGCACUGAUUGGUCGUCUGGCCAUGCACAACCCGGCCUAUGUCAUGCCCUCCUUACGGAAAACUUUGAUACAGCUCUUGACUGAGCUCGAGUACUCCGGUGUCACGCGCAACCGGGAAGAGUGCACUCGUCUCCUCACCUUGCUCGUCAACGCAACCCAGCGUCUCAUCAAGCCGUACUCCAUUCCCAUGCUUAAGGUCCUGCUUUCGAAGGCUAAUGACCCCAACCCCACGGUCUCCGCGAACAUACUCAUGUGCUUGGGCGAGCUCGCCUGUGUUGGCGGAGAGGACGUCAUGCCGCACGUACCUGACCUCAUGCAGGUCAUCAUCUUCAAGCUCGCGGACCCGUCCUUGCAGAAGCGCGACGCCGCUCUCCACACUCUCGGACAGCUCUGCUCCAGCACGGGUUACGUGGUCCAACCCCUGGUCGAGUACCCUCAACUCCUCCAGAUUCUCAGUAGGAUUCUCCGUACCGAACUCAGCCAGGCUGUCAGGCGCGAAGUAAUCAAAGUCCUUGGUAUUCUUGGUGCCCUCGAUCCCUACAGGCGCAAGAUCAAGCCCGAGGACGAGGCUGCAAACGAAGUAUCGUCGAAUCUAGUUAGCGCACCGUCGCGAAAUCUUACCGGGGCGUCGACGGCUUCGGACGACUACUACCAGACUGUGUCUAUCAACGCCCUGCUGAAUAUCCUCAAGGACCAGUCGUUGAGCAACCACCACCACAAAGUCAUCGAGGCCAUCAUGUCGAUUUUCAAGACUCAAGGGCUCAAGUGCGUGACGUUCCUUCCUCAGAUUAUUCCAGCGUUUGCCGCAGUGGCAAGGACUGCGUCUUCUCGCGUUCAAGUCUUCCAUCUGGAGCAGCUCGCGAUCCUGGUUGGUAUCAUCAAGCAGCAUGUCCGCAACCACACGACAGAGAUUUUCAAGCUCGUACAAGAUCUCUGGGACAACGUUCUAUUACAGCUGCCGCUCAUGUCGCUCGUGGAGGCCCUAGGCAAGGCGCUCGACGCGGAAUUCAAGCCGUUUAUUCCGAUGAUCCUCCCUCCGAUUCUCAAGGUGUUCGAGGGCGAACUCAACGAGAAGACCAGCAAUACGCAGAUGAAGAUAUUUGACGUCUUCCUCACGUUCGGCGCGAACAUCGAGGAGUUCCUUCAGCUCGUCAUUCCUCUCAUCGUCAAGACGUACGAGCGCCCGGACGCGACCACGGCGCUUCGAAAGAAGGCGAUCCAUACGAUUGAAGGCCUCACGAGGCGCGUGAACUUCUCGGAUCAUGCGUCGAGGAUCAUCCACCCGUUGGUUCGUGUGCUGAACACCGCGAAUAACGAGAUACGCCAGGCAGCCAUGGAUGCGUUGUGCGCGCUGAUGAUCCAGCUCGGCUCGGACUUCGCCAUCUUUCACCCGACGAUUCGCAAGACCAUCUUGCGCCACCGUAUCUCGCAUCACAGGUACGAGAAUCUCAUCGACAAACUCCUCAAGGGCGAACGGCUUCCACAGGAGACUUCUGUCCUCGACCUUGCUGGUGACAGCAACAAGUCUGCGGAUUUCCAGGCACCUGCUGAGGCCACCAAGAUGGCCGUUAACCAGCAGCACUUAAAGCAAGCUUGGGAUGUCUCGCAAAUCACAACGAAGGACGACUGGCUAGACUGGAUCCAGAAGCUCUCUGUCGAGUUCAUGCGCGAGUCACCUUCCCAUGCUUUGCGUGCGUGCAUGAGCUUGGUGGAUGUGCACCAGCCACUCGCGAGGGAACUGUUCAAUGCCGCCUUCGUGUCUUGUUGGGGAGAGCUGUAUGACCAGUACCAGGAGGAUCUUGUCCGCUCCAUCGAGUUUGCGAUUACUUCCAGCAACGCGCCUGCAGAGCUGGUCCACAGGUUGCUUAACCUGGCCGAGUUCAUGGAGCAUGAAGAGAAGCCCCUUCCAAUCGAGAAUCGCACACUCGGCGAGUACGCGAUGAAGUUUCACGCCUACGCAAAAGCUCUCCACUACAAGGAGCUCGAAUUCUUCACCGAGACAUCUCCGACGAUCAUCGAGGCGCUCAUUAGUAUCAACUCGAGGCUGCAACAGCAUGAUGCAGCCUGGGGCACUCUACUCAUCGCGCGCGAACAAUAUGAUACGACCAAGCACGAGGAAUGGUACGAGCGGCUCGGUCGCUGGCAGGAGGCUCUCCAGACGUACGAGAAGCGCGCGCUAGAAGAUCCUGGCGCUCCAGACAUUGCCAUUGGUCGCAUGAAGUGCUUGCACGCGCUUGGCGAAUGGGAUCAGCUCGCGAAGCAGGUCGACGAGAAUUGGACGACUUCGAGCUUAGAAGAGCGUAGAGAGAUUGCACCAAUGGCUGCUGCCGCCGCCUGGGCAUUGAAUGACUGGGAGUCGAUGGAUGACUAUAUCCAGACAAUGAAGCCUGACUCUGCCGACCGACCGUUCUAUCGCGCGAUCCUCGCUGUCCACCAGAACCAGUUCCCGAAGGCAAUGCAGCAGAUCGCGAAAGCAAGGGAUCUACUCGACCCUGAGCUCACGUCUCUGGUGGGUGAGAGCUAUGGUCGAUCCUACAACACAAUGGUCCGAGCACAGAUGCUCUCGGAGCUCGAGGAGAUCGUCAAUUACAAGCAACACGCUGAUCAGCCGGAUCGUCAAGCUGGCAUGCGGAAGACAUGGAUGAAGAGGUUGCAAGGAUGUCAACCCGACGUCGAAGUAUGGCAGCGCAUUCUGCAAGUGCGCGCGCUGGUGCUUUCUCCUGAAGAUGAUCCUGUCAUGUGGAUCAAAUUCGCCAACCUGUGCCGCAAAUCGGAGCGCAUGUUCCUUGCCGAGAAGACGAUCAAUUCUUUGCUAUGGCCCGAUAGGCAUCAUCAGCCCCCUGGCUACCGCGAGCAGCAGUAUUCAAAAGCGCCUCCUAUGGUCAUCUACGCCCAUCUCAAGUGCAACUGGGCGAAGGGCGAGAAAGAGGACACGCUCCACUACCUGCGCGACUUCUCGGCGAAGCUGGCUCGUGACAUCCAGAGUGGAACGACACCCCGCGCUGAGCCAGUCGGCAACAGCAAGUUGGAGGAGCUGUCUCGUCUGCUGGCCCGUUGCUACUUCAAGCUCGGCGAAUGGCAAUUCGCGCUCAAGGAGGAGUGGGAUGCACGUAACAUCAAGGACAUUCUCCAGUCGUACUAUCUAGCAACGCACUACGAUCCUGCAUGGUACAAGGCGUGGCACACCUGGGCGCUGGCCAACUUUGAGGUCGUCAGCUUCUUGGAGAACCAGCAGUACAAUAAGAUUGGCGAGGUUCCUAGCAACGAGCUUGCAGCCCACAUCGUAUCCGCCGUCACCGGUUUCUUCCGCUCAAUCUCUCUGAGAAAUGAGAACGCCUUACAAGACACUCUCCGUCUGCUCACGCUGUGGUUCAAGUACGGUGCUCAUGAUGAUGUCAGCCACGCUAUGAGCGCUGGAUUCACCGAUGUUGAGGUCGACACAUGGCUCGAAGUCAUUCCUCAGAUCAUCGCCCGUAUCCAGACGCCGAGCAACAACAUCCGCCGCAACAUCAACAACCUUCUUACCGAAGUUGGCAAGCAUCACCCGCAAGCGCUCGUCUACCCUUUGACGGUCGCUUCAAAGUCCUCGAGUGCAGUUCGGAAGAAAGCCGCUCUCAACAUUAUGGACCGAAUGAGGGAGCACAGUCCAAUCAUUGUCGAACAGGCUCUCCUUAUCAGCCAUGAGCUCAUACGAGUCGCCAUUCUCUGGCACGAGUUGUGGCACGAAGGUCUGGAAGAGGCUUCCCGCUUGUACUUCACCGACCACAAUCCUAUGGGCAUGAUCGCCUUCUUGGAGCCCCUUCACGACAUGCUCGAGAAUCCGAAGACCGCUCGCGAGAUAUCGUUCGCUCAAGUGUUCGGUCGCGACCUUCAUGAAGCCCGCGAGGCUUGCAGACGGUACACCAUCUAUGGCGAAAAGCGUGACCUAGAGAAGGCUUGGGAGAUCUAUUACGGAGUGUUCAAGAAGAUCGAGAAGCAGCUACCGCAGCUGACGACGCUUGAUCUGCAAUAUGUCUCGCCCGAGCUUCUCAAGGCGAGGAACCUCGAGCUAGCUGUGCCUGGUACCUACCAGAGCGGCAAGCCGGUCAUCAAGAUCCAGAGCUUCGCGCCGAAGCUCACUGUUAUCUCCUCGAAGCAACGGCCGCGUCGGCUAGGGAUCAAGGGAAGCGAUGGGAAGGACUACCAAUUCGUCCUCAAGGGUCACGAAGAUCUGCGGCAAGAUGAGCGUGUCAUGCAGCUCUUCAGUUUGGUCAACGGCCUUCUGUCAGUGGACACCGACUGUUUCAAGAGACGUCUACACAUCCAACGCUUCCCUGUGAUUCCGCUUGCGCCCAACGCAGGUCUUCUGGGAUGGGUGAAGGACAGCGAUACUCUACACGUGCUCGUUCGGGACUACCGGGAGUCGAGAAAAGUAUUGCUAAAUAUCGAGUAUCGACUAAUGCUGCAGAUGGCACCGGACUAUGAGAACCUCAUCUUGCUGCAGAAGAUCGAGGUAUUCGAAUACGCGCUCGAGAACACCACCGGUCAAGAUCUCUAUAGAGUCCUCUGGCUCAAGAGCGUCAACUCAGAACAUUGGCUGGAGCGCCGUGCGACAUAUACUCGGUCACUCGCCGUCAACAGCAUGGUCGGCCAUAUCCUCGGUCUCGGCGACCGUCACCCAUCCAACCUCAUGCUGGAGCGUAACACCGGCAAGGUGGUGCAUAUCGACUUCGGUGACUGCUUCGAAGUGGCCAUGCACCGCGAGAAAUUCCCCGAGAAGAUACCCUUCCGAUUGACCCGGAUGCUCACCCAUGCAAUGGAAGUGAGCGGUAUCGAAGGAAGCUUCAGAAACACAUGCGAGAUCAGCAUGAAGGUCCUACGAGAGAACAAGGAAUCCCUAAUGGCGGUACUCGAGGCCUUCGUCUACGACCCGUUGAUCAAUUGGCGAUUGAUGCAACCUGAUGUCGAACGUCGAGCAGAAGGUGACAGCGGCCGCGCGGCGGACCUGGUUCGCGCUGCUGCGUAUCCCACCGCGCCGAUCCGCAAAUUGAAAGCGGACGAGAACGACAUUCUGAACGAGGCGCAAGAAGUCCGGAACGAACGUGCACUGUUCGUGUACAGACGCGUCCAAGAUAAGCUCACAGGACGAGACUUCAACCCAGAGGAGGUGCUCACCGUGCCUGCUCAGGUGGACAAGCUGAUUCUGCAGGCGACAUCGUUGGAAAACUUAUGCCAAUGCUUCUCCGGAUGGUGUGCUUUCUGGUGA